AAAUCCAAUAUGGCGGGCGAAAAGGCAAUUCGUGAUGUUUGUGGUAUCUAUUCUCGACUUUUUGACCACAGGGCCGUCAUGCAGAAUGAAUGUAAAUACGUGAUUCGUGAAUUUGAAGGUAAAAGAAAUGACAGAGAGCUGUUAAGACUGACAGAAGCGUCUCAAAAAGCAAAUGAAAUUCAGUCUAAAAUCCCCGAGUGCGUUCAACUAGCAGAACUGCUGAAUGAUGUGCAAGAUCAACUAAAAGAUGCAAGGCAGCGAUGUCAUAAUAUUUUGGAGAGGGAAGAACAGGAUCCUAGAAAGAAGAGACGAGAUGAGAUCAAAGAAAAGUCCAAAAAACAAUGGGAUGAGUUUUUGAAAGAAAUGGAUAAAGAAGAGGAAGGCAUUGAGAAAGAGUUUCUGGCAAAAUCUCUAAAACUGAAAGAAAAAUAUGGUUUGAUAGCGAACCCUGAAUCAAAUUGAGGGGAAGAAUUAUUUUCAUAGGAUGAACUAGGUCCAUAAACAAGAGUGUGAAUUGUUGCUACGAACUCAAUGGAAAGAAUGAAUGUGCAAGAUGAAUAAUAAUAAUAAUAAUAAUGAUAAAAAUAAAAUGUAGACUUAUAUAAUGAACAACUCUAUUUAUCAUAGGGGUGUUAUGUAUGCCGUGGGACCUGGUUUAGAUCUAGGAUAUGUACAGAAGUUGUUCUGGCAAAAGCCAAAGGCAAUCAUCGGUAAGGGUGUUCAGGAGUCUUUCUCUUAAAAUUUGUUAACCUGUUAUAACCUAACAUCGUUAUACAUGUUCUCCAUACUGUUCUCUAGACAUUUUGUAAGGUGCUGAUAAGGAGAAUAUUUCUGGCAGUCAAGGGCUUCUUUAGUAGGUGUUCAUUUCCUCUAUUGUCAUGACCUAAAUAUAUGUGAUUCAGUGGUGAUAUUUUAAGGAGAAAUUGGAUGCAAGGGACUUCUAGAGGUCCAUGGAUUAGUUAUUUUCAUUAGGAAAAGGCAACUUUUCCACACUCUGAGGAAAAGUCAGCAUGAUUUAAGAUAAAAUUUGUAAAUCAAUCCCCUUUUGGCAUGUACCUUCUUAUUCUCCCAAUAUGUCUUAAGAAGUGAUAAAAAGUGUGGUCAAUUGCCAAAUAUCCCAUCAGGAAGGCUACUUUAUAUAUUAUAACA
Molecule: messenger RNA, 1149 nt
Organism: Pocillopora damicornis (cauliflower coral)
Lineage: Eukaryota; Metazoa; Cnidaria; Anthozoa; Scleractinia; Pocilloporidae
Product: biogenesis of lysosome-related organelles complex 1 subunit 5
Cellular component (GO): BLOC-1 complex; transport vesicle
Source: RefSeq, a predicted model, not a curated record